Messenger RNA from Colletotrichum higginsianum IMI 349063, 333 nucleotides. RefSeq lists its product as uncharacterized. Bases 1 to 333 code for a protein of 110 amino acids. NCBI's taxonomy places the organism in Eukaryota, Fungi, Ascomycota, Sordariomycetes, Glomerellales, Glomerellaceae. The record is from RefSeq and is a predicted model, not a curated record. The transcript is spliced from 2 exons.
AUGGCGCAAAAGGCUCUAGUGACAAACUUUUUACUGCAGCUAUGCUUCGCCAUGCUGGCUGUUGCAGCACCUGCUUCCGAUCCCGCGGUGGCGGCUACAGCAUACGACAACACCUGGCAGUAUGGUACUGGUGGCGGUAUUCUUGGCUUCGUUGUGCUCGUGUUGGACAUUAUUGUCUUCAUCGAGGUUCUCAAGUCCGACCGCCCCGUUAGCCACAAGGUCCUCUGGUGUCUUGUUGUGUUUCUAUUCCCGAUCUUUGGCAUGGUUAUCUACUGGCUGUUUUCAAACCGUGCUGCCCACAACUCGCGGGCUGGAUAUGAAUCUAUUGCGUAA